Hippocampus zosterae (dwarf seahorse) is the source of this 2280-nucleotide messenger RNA. Its product is annotated as protein transport protein Sec61 subunit alpha-like 1. The record is from RefSeq and is a predicted model, not a curated record. Lineage: Eukaryota; Metazoa; Chordata; Actinopteri; Syngnathiformes; Syngnathidae. Gene Ontology annotation, molecular function: ribosome binding; transmembrane protein transporter activity; signal sequence receptor activity. Gene Ontology annotation, biological process: post-translational protein targeting to membrane, translocation; SRP-dependent cotranslational protein targeting to membrane, translocation. Gene Ontology annotation, cellular component: Sec61 translocon complex; membrane. The transcript has 12 exons. Bases 86 to 1516 code for a protein of 476 amino acids.
AACGAGCUGCUGGAUGGAGCCACACUGACUCUAAGCAACACAACAACUGGUAACAUUCAGUCGGCGGAGUCGGCCCAAGGAUACCAUGGGAAUUAAAUUUUUGGAGGUCAUCAAGCCGUUCUGUGCGGUCUUACCAGAAAUUCAGAAACCAGAAAGAAAGAUUCAGUUUCGAGAAAAAGUACUAUGGACAGCCAUCACGCUCUUCAUCUUCCUGGUGUGCUGCCAGAUUCCUCUCUUUGGCAUCAUGUCGUCGGAUUCGGCAGAUCCCUUCUACUGGAUGCGAGUCAUUCUGGCUUCCAACAGAGGUACUCUGAUGGAGCUGGGUAUCUCGCCCAUCGUCACCUCAGGCCUCAUCAUGCAGCUCCUUGCCGGCGCCAAGAUCAUUGAGGUGGGCGACACUCCCAAGGACCGCGCUCUCUUCAAUGGUGCCCAGAAAUUGUUUGGCAUGAUCAUCACCAUCGGGCAGGCCAUCGUGUACGUCAUGACUGGCAUGUAUGGGGACCCUUCAGAGAUGGGUGCUGGAAUCUGCUUACUCAUCAUCAUCCAGCUCUUCGUCGCAGGUCUGAUCGUUCUGCUGCUGGACGAGCUGCUCCAGAAAGGCUACGGCCUGGGCUCCGGCAUCUCUCUUUUCAUCGCCACCAACAUUUGCGAGACCAUCGUCUGGAAGGCUUUCAGCCCCACCACCGUCAACACCGGGCGAGGUACCGAGUUUGAGGGUGCCAUCAUCGCGCUCUUCCAUCUGUUGGCCACUCGCACGGACAAGGUGCGCGCCUUGCGAGAAGCCUUCUACCGGCAAAACCUGCCCAACCUCAUGAACCUCAUCGCCACGGUCUUUGUGUUUGCGGUGGUCAUAUACUUCCAGGGCUUCCGGGUGGACCUCCCCAUCAAGUCGGCCCGUUACCGCGGCCAAUACAACACCUACCCCAUCAAACUGUUCUACACCUCCAACAUCCCCAUCAUCCUGCAGUCGGCCUUGGUCUCCAACCUCUACGUCAUCUCCCAAAUGCUGUCGACGCGCUUCAGUGGCAACUUCCUGGUGAACCUCCUGGGAACGUGGUCUGACACGUCGACCGGCGGGCCGGCUCGAGCCUACCCGGUCGGCGGCCUGUGCUACUACCUGUCGCCUCCGGAGUCCUUCGGUUCCGUGCUGGACGACCCGGUCCACGCCGUCAUCUACAUUGUCUUCAUGCUCGGCUCCUGCGCCUUCUUCUCCAAGACCUGGAUCGAAGUCUCUGGAUCCUCUGCCAAAGAUGUGGCGAAGCAGCUGAAAGAGCAGCAGAUGGUGAUGAGAGGACACCGAGAGACCUCCAUGGUGCACGAGCUGAACAGAUACAUCCCCACCGCUGCUGCCUUUGGGGGCCUUUGUAUAGGAGGCCUCUCCGUCAUGGCCGACUUCCUGGGCGCCAUCGGCUCCGGCACGGGAAUCCUCUUGGCUGUGACCAUCAUCUACCAGUACUUUGAGAUCUUUGUGAAAGAGCAGAGCGAAGUGGGGAGCAUGGGCGCGCUGCUUUUCUAGAAAAUGCCACGUCGACCAUGUGCAGCACCUCCAUACCGUGUCACUCUUGUGCGUUCCGUCUUUUUUUUGGGGGGGGGGGGAGUUUGCACUAUCAGUUCAUUUUGCAAUCGGGGAUUAAUUAUUUGACACCUUUUGUCUCUCAGGCAUUGUCAAGAGAGCCGUUUUGUUUUCUCCCUGCUUUGAACUUGGUAUUGUCGCCAGUCCAUUUCUUUUACGCCUUUUACCAUCACGGAGGGUUUCACUGGCCCACCGACUGUUUUCAUCAGCGGAAGAAUCCCUCAAUGCGUGUGUGUGCGCGCGCGUGUGCUGUGCUGUCUUAGACUCACCUUGGGCAUUUUUUCCACAAAGAACACGAUGACAAAACAUGAAUUCCAGGCAUUAGUCAUGUCUCAAGGAAAGCCAUGUCAGUCAUUUGAUGGGGGAGUUGUGAGCGAGAUGUGACGAGUAUGAACAAAAUUGUCUUCUUUCUGUUAUCUGGGCACGUUGCUCACAUUUACCCCUUGACGUUUGUAUUCUCAAUUCACUCUGGUCCUCUCUUCUAAAGGUAGGACAAGAGUACGUUUGUCCAAACCUCUGGCUGGUAAAGUAAAGUUGAUCGUCUGAACUGUCUUGCUCUUUCAUUCCCGGACUGAAUCACUGCACAAAACUGCACGGUGGGUCAGUAAAGACGGUCGGUUUGAUAUGGAUGCAAAGCGGGGGUUCAUUUUGGUUUUUACUAUUAUGUAACAGGCAUAACUGUUAUUAAAAGUUUUUUUUUCCAACAA